This is a messenger RNA of Danaus chrysippus (African queen), 714 nucleotides long. The record is from the annotation of a GenBank genome assembly. NCBI's taxonomy places the organism in Eukaryota, Metazoa, Arthropoda, Insecta, Lepidoptera, Nymphalidae.
AUGCCUGCUUCAGUAGAGGAGGGUGAAACGCAAUUAUUUACUAUUGAGGCAAAUAAAUCAAGAGCAGUCACGAUACGAAGUUGGGUGGUUGAAGUUGUGAAUGGCAGUGCAAAAUAUCAGAAUACGCUAGAAAACGUGAUCUUCAGCCGUCGACUUCAUCAAAAAUUACGAGUGGAUAGUCUAACGUUUGAAGAGGAAUUCAAUGCCCUCUUUCUAGCUUCAGACCAAUCAGACAGUGAAGGUGAUAUUGAAGAGUUUUUGGUUUCCGACCGUGAUUGUCUGCAGUUACGCGUAAGUGACCAAGAUGAAGAUCUAGAGGAGAACAUUUCAGAAGUGGAUAGCAGCAAUGUGAGGAGCCAGAUCACUACAAAAGGAGAUAGCACCGAUAGUUUUGAUGACGCUUGCCUCUUUCGGAAUUACGAAAAAUUAAAUUACCGUAGAAAAAAUUCGAUUUCGUCGAAGACGCCUCCUAAUGCUAGGGUUCGCACACUGCAACAUAAUAUGUAUAAUACGCAUGCUUAUGGGUCGAAAUUGAUAGGACGCAUUGUUGGCCAAUAUGAAGGUGGUAAAUCUCAGCGUGAAAUCAGAGAUGGAUUAUAUGUGCCGUUGUCUACGAUUAAUCGUGUCAUCGUGCAGUUCAAAAGGGAUGAGAAGACAAGUGUUCCCCACGAUCAGGAAGACCUGGACCUUCUGACAGGCAAAAACGGGCGCUAG